Recurvomyces mirabilis is the source of this 1890-nucleotide messenger RNA. RefSeq lists its product as uncharacterized. NCBI's taxonomy places the organism in Eukaryota, Fungi, Ascomycota, Dothideomycetes, Mycosphaerellales, Teratosphaeriaceae. Bases 1 to 1890 code for a protein of 629 amino acids. The transcript has 2 exons. Gene Ontology annotation, cellular component: membrane. The record is from RefSeq and is a predicted model, not a curated record. Gene Ontology annotation, molecular function: ABC-type transporter activity; ATP hydrolysis activity; ATP binding.
AUGUCUGAUAUUGAGAAGAUGAUCGGUGGCGACUACGCACAGCUCACAAACACCAACAUUCGCAGCUUCGGAUGGAAGGGCGUCACAGUCACCGUCAAGGAUAGGCAAUCGCAGCAGCCAAAGACCAUUCUCUCUGACAUCAAUGGCAUUGUCAAGGCUGGCGAGCUCCUUGCUCUCAUGGGACCUUCCGGUUCCGGCAAAUCCACACUGCUGAACGUGCUCGCACACCGAACAGCGGCUCUGGCUGCCAAUGUCAAGGCAGCCAUCUACAUCAACGGCUCGGCUGCCAACCCCAAGACCUUCCGGCGCAUCUCUGCCUACGUCGAACAAGAAGAUGCUCUUGUCGGCUCGCUCACCGUCCGCGAGACCCUCAACUUUGCGGCGCGUUUGUCGCUGCCCAGAACUGUCAGCAAACUCGAGCGCAUUCAGCGUAUCGAGGCACUCCUCACAGCCUUCGGUCUUCAAGGCCAGGCAAACAACUUGAUCGGUACGCCAAUCAGGAAGGGUAUUUCUGGUGGUCAGAAGCGUCGUGUGUCCGUUGCUGCUCAGCUCAUCACCAGCCCAAAGCUGCUUUUCUUGGACGAGCCGACAUCUGGUCUCGACUCCGCCGCCUCAUUUGAGGUCAUCUCGUUCGUGAAGGACAUCGCGAAGAAGCACAAUCUGAUCGUGAUCGCGUCGAUCCAUCAGCCGUCCACCUCAACAUUCGCCAUGUUCGACAAGUUACUGCUCCUGUCGCAAGGUGGCACUGCGUACAGUGGCCCUGUCUCCGAGGUCCAGCCAUACUUUGACGCCUGCGGCUUCCCAAUCCCGCUCUACAUGAACCCAGCUGAGUUCAUCAUCGAUUUCGUUAACACCGAUUUUGCUCGUGAUCGCAGCGAGGUCGACCAGCAGCUCAACAUGGUGCAUUCAUCGUGGCAUAAGUCACGCUUGGCUUCCGCCACCGUGACUGAGCUCACUGACGAAAUGGCCCGCAACUCCAUGGACACCGAUGUCAAUGCCGAGCAGCACGAGGCCUCUGCCGGGGCUAUCGCUAUCCCGAUGGCGCUCAUCCACCGAUCCUUCAUCAAAUCAUACCGUGAUAUCAUCGCCUACGGUAUCCGAAUUGCUAUGUAUAUGGGCCUGGCCGUCAUGAUGGGUACCGUCUGGCUCCGCCUAAACCCAACCCAAAACAACAUCCAGUCCUUCAUCAACGCCAUCUUCUUUGGCGGUGCCUUCAUGUCCUUCAUGGCUGUUGCUUAUAUCCCGGCUUUCCUGGAAGAUCGUGCUCUCUUCAUGAAGGAGCGCGCCAAUGGUCUCUACGGCCCAACUUCUUUCAUCAUCGCCAACUUCAUCACCGGCAUCCCAUAUCUUUUCUUGAUCGCCAUGCUCUUUUCGAUUGUCGCUUACUGGCUCUCGAAUUUCCGACCCACCGCCGAGGCGUUUUUCACCUGGGUCAUGUGGCUCUUCCUCGAUCUGAUCGCAGCCGAAUCCCUGGUCGUCCUCAUCAGCUCCCUGAUCCCUAUCUUCGUCGUUGCGCUCGCCGGUACAGCCUUCGCUAACGGUCUCUGGAUGUGCACGGGAGGUUUCCUCGUCCCACCACAGACGCUCAACCCGUUCUGGCGCUACGUCUUCCACUAUAUCGACUACCAAUCCUACGUCUUCCAGGGCAUGAUGGUCAACGAGUUCGGCCACCGCAACUUCACAUGCGCUAAGAGCGAAUCCGCGCCUCUUCGCUGCUCAUGCAUGUACGAGACUGAGCUCGCCGACAAGUGCCUCAUUGCUGGCACUGGUGUGCUCAAGAACUACGGCUAUGAAGUCGGCAGCACUGGCAAGUGGGUCGGCAUAAUGAUCGGCAUCAUCGCUGGCUACCGUGUGCUCGGCUGGUUGGUGCUGUACUUGCGACGACAAUAG